AUGUCCCUACAAAACGCUCAUCUUCAACCGCGCAUUUCCAAGAAGCCCCCCUUUUCAGUGGAGGUUCCUGGCGUUGAGGCGGUGCCGGGAGAGACUAUCCCCCGUCGACUGCCGGCGGCAAAGGAUGGACUCAUCGUGAUACCUGUGGAGGGUGUCAAAACCACCUACGAUGUCUUCCGCCGCUCUGCGCGCGUGUUCGGUAACGCAAAGGCUGUCGCAAGCCGCCGCUUGAUCAAGACUCACGAGGAGAACAAGAAGGUCAAGAAGGUCAUUGAUGGCGUCGAAAAGGAGAGCUUCGUCGAGUACGAGCAAGUGGCUCUCCAACUUGGUGCAGGUCUGAAGAAGCUUGGACUCGAGACGGGAGACAAAAUCCAUCUUUACGGUGCAACAAGUGAAAACUGGCUGGCCAUGUCACACGGAGCUGCAUCCCAGUCGUUGACUAUCGUUACCGCCUAUGACACCCUCGGAGAGGAUGGGUUAAAACACUCCCUCGUUCAAACAUCCAGCGUUGCCAUGUUCUGCGAUCCCAGUCUCAUUCCCUCAGUGGCCAAUGUACUAAAGGACGUUAAGUCGAUCAAGCAUAUCAUCUGGAACUCGCACCUGGCACCUAAGCAGGCGGACCUGGAAAGGCUGAAGACUGAAUACGCGGACAUCAAUCUCAUCAGCUUCGAGGAUCUCCGGACAUUGGGUGAACAGAAUCCGGUGGAACCUGUCCCACCAUCUCCUGAAGAUCUCUGCUGCAUCAUGUACACCUCCGGAUCUACCGGCCCACCGAAGGGUGUUCCCCUUACCCACGGAAACGUCAUCGCUGCAACCGCCGGUAUCAAUACAAUUGUCGGUCCAUACAUUGGGCCCUCCGAUGCUCUGUUGACAUACCUCCCCCAAUCGCAUAUCCUUGAGUUUAUGUUCGAGAACCUCUGUCUAAUCUGGGGUGGUACCAUGGGUUAUGGAAACCCACGGACGUUGUCGGACGCUUCGAUGCGUAACUGCAAGGGUGACAUUCGUGAAUUCAAGCCUACCAUUCUUGUCGGUGUGCCCGCUGUGUGGGAAUCAGUGAAGAAGGGUGUGCUUAACAACUUGAACAAGAACAACUUCAUUGUGAGAAGCAUGUUCUGGGGUGCUAUGGCCGCCAAGAACUUUUUGAUGACGACUGGAUUCCCUGGCCACGGUGUGGGCUCUUCGUUACUGGAUGCUGUCGUCUUCAAGAAGUUGAAGGAGGCGACUGGUGGCCGGUUGCGCAUCAUGAUGAACGGUGGUGGCCCAAUCUCGAAGGAUACCCAAAAGUUCCUGUCGAUGGCGAUUGCCCCAAUGAUCAGCGGAUAUGGUCUCACCGAAACCUCGGCUAUGGGUGCUCUGAAUGACCCGAUGGCCUGGAAUCCGGACGCCCUCGGUGAAAUCCCUGCUUCCAUUGAAGUGAAACUCGUAGACUUCGCUGAUGCCGGAUAUUUCACGAAGAGUAACCCCCCACAAGGAGAGAUCUUCAUCCGUGGAGGCAGUGUGAGCAAAGGCUACUGGGACAAUGAGGAGGAAACCAAGGCUGCCUAUACCGAGGAUGGGUGGUUCAUGACCGGUGAUAUCGGCGAAUUUGAUAAGAACGGCCAUCUUAAGAUCAUUGACCGCAAGAAGAACCUCGUCAAGACGCAAAACGGUGAAUACAUCGCUCUCGAAAAGCUCGAAUCUGUCUACCGCUCCUCUCCCCUUGUGGGCAACAUUUGCGUCUAUGCCGCUCAGGAUCAGGACAAGCCUAUUGCUAUCAUUGUCCCGGUUGAGGCCGCUUUGAAGAAGCUCGCCCACGAGAAUGGCAUUGAGGGCGACACGCUGGAGACGCUGGUUCAUAACGAGAAGCUGAAGGGGAUUGUUCUCAAGCAGCUCCAGACUGCUGGCCGUGCAGGCGGUCUCAAGGGCAUUGAGAUUAUCAACGGUGUGGUGUUGUCUGACGAAGAAUGGACCCCCCAGAAUGGAUACAUGACCGCCGCUCAGAAGCUCCAGCGCAAGAAGAUCGUCGGUCACUUCCAAAAAGACAUCGACCGUGCUUACGCCAAAAAUUAA
Messenger RNA from Aspergillus bombycis, 2049 nucleotides. It is a transcript of the gene faa4, whose product is annotated as long-chain fatty acid-CoA ligase FAA1. The record is from RefSeq and is a predicted model, not a curated record. Gene Ontology annotation, biological process: long-chain fatty acid metabolic process; long-chain fatty-acyl-CoA metabolic process. The transcript is spliced from 6 exons. Gene Ontology annotation, cellular component: endoplasmic reticulum; plasma membrane; lipid droplet. Gene Ontology annotation, molecular function: long-chain fatty acid-CoA ligase activity. Lineage: Eukaryota; Fungi; Ascomycota; Eurotiomycetes; Eurotiales; Aspergillaceae. The coding region runs from base 1 to 2049 and encodes 682 amino acids.